This is a messenger RNA of Rosa rugosa (rugosa rose), 806 nucleotides long. RefSeq lists its product as uncharacterized. Gene Ontology annotation, cellular component: membrane. NCBI's taxonomy places the organism in Eukaryota, Viridiplantae, Streptophyta, Magnoliopsida, Rosales, Rosaceae. The coding region runs from base 131 to 607 and encodes 158 amino acids. Gene Ontology annotation, biological process: protein targeting. The transcript is spliced from 6 exons. The record is from RefSeq and is a predicted model, not a curated record.
UACUGGGAAAAACGCAGCGUUUUGGUUGAAACCCGCCAGGCAAAACGGUGUAGUCCUACUGCACUCGUUGGCUUUCCAUUUUCAUCCCUCAAACUCUGAGAGCGCAAUCCAGAGCGACCAAGUGAGCAGGAUGGCGGCUGUUUCGCAGUCCGUGGCAACAUGUUCAGGUUUGAUUCAUCAUCCAGGUAGUGCUAAACUACCAUUUGGGAAUAAGGGGACCAAGAUCACUAAUCACAGUGCCGUUUCAGUAACAUGUAGAAGGACUCGUAGAGCAGGGAUUCAAUGUUUGGCUGUACGUCGGGUUGGCACCACAUAUGCUGCGUCUGUGGGAAAGGAUCAUCAUCAGUUGAGUGUUGAUGAUGGAGUACCUCAGGAGCCCUUCCUUCUGAGUCUUUUCAAAGAAACAGUGUGGUCUUUGAGAUCAUUAUUCGUUUUUCUGCUUGAGCAGCCAAGUCAGCUGAAGUACAUUGAAUGGCCAGGUUUCCGUAGUACGCUGAAGACUGCGACUCUCACUCUUGUUCUUGUGGCAUUGCUCAUUGUAGCACUUUCAUCAACUGACUCUGCCUUCAGCUAUUUGUUGGCUUUGAUUCUCAGGAGUAAACCAUAAUAAAAUAUUAUUACGAGAAGUAUGAACAAGAUCAUCUGUCGGAGAUGUAACUUUUUCAUGCCUUUGUUACUUUCAUGCAACAUUAGAAAUAGCUGCCUCCUUUGAAGUGUUAGUUAUCUGUUAUUUAAACAACAGCCUAGUCAAAUGAUGUAGAGUACCUUUCCGCAUAUUCUGCACAUAUCAAAUUUGUUCUUGGUUC